AUGCCGCGCGAAGCAGAAGCGCCGGCGCGCGCGCUGUUUCACCCUGUGUAUGUCGGCGAGACGGGGGGGAGUGCGCGGCACGCAUUGGUUGAAGGGGGGGAGUGGGUGCGCAUGGUCGAGGCGCCGGCAUAUUACUCGCUCGAAAGUUGGCUCGCGACGAUGCGCGACUGGAUCCAAUUUCCAGAGCGCAACAGCAGCAGCAUUCGGCGCUGCGAGAUCGACCGAGGCAUGCUGCAAGAAUGCGCCAUUUUCGCCAAUGCGACGCACGGACAGGUAUCGUACACGACGCUACGUGCGUCGGACCAGGAGACGGAGCAGUGCGAUGCGGAUGCGCUGCAACGCGAACGUGCUCCCUCCGACUUUCCACAGCACGCGUCCGAGGUGCCCUAUUACCACCCGGCCGUGCGCUGCGUCGCAUUCCACUACUCCAACGCGGCGCCGGCCGCCUAUCCUGACGCCCAAGGGACGGUGUCUGUGGCCUUUGUACCGUUUCCUGCAUCGCAAGGUGGGGCACCGCUCGACGAAAAUGGCCGGCUAGGGCGCACGGCUCUCUCGCUUCUGCGCCUCUUGCAUCAGCACAGCUAUGGGCACGCGACGUCCUAUGUGAAGCGCGUUGUGCACGAUGUGCUUGUCCCGCGCGAAGCGUACCAGGACCUGUACAUUGCGCUGCGGACCGAGUACGCAAGCAGCCUGAUUCAGUCAUGGGCCGAAGUGACCGACCCCAAGAAGCAUGUCUUUGAAGACUUGGGGAUCGCGGCCUACCUCAUGCUCCUGUGGAAAGACAUGUUUUCGCCCGGCGCAUCGCUUGCGUGUGACUCUCCGCGCGGGAAGUCGUGGGGGCAGCCACCCGGCGGGUUUGUCGACGUGGGCUGCGGAAAUGGAUUGCUGGUCUACAUCUUGUCCAAGGAAGGAUACCACGGCUACGGCUUUGACGCACGCGAGCGCAAGUCGUGGCCCAACUACGCGAAGGAAGGCGCUGUGCUGCAGGCGUGCAUGUUUGAUGCGCCAGGAGCGCUCCGAGGCACAUCGCCGGCCUUGCCGAGCGGUGCAUUUCUGAUCGGCAACCAUGCCGACGAGCUCACGCCGUGGGUACCGGUUCUCGCCGCCAGCACGCCCUACUGCUUCGGCUUUGUCAAUAUACCCUGUUGUGCCUGGACGCUGGAAGGCGCGCGGUUCACACCGACCCACUUGCGCCUCGACGGAGCAGAAAUCGGCGAGCUUCUCUGCGGGGAAGCAUCGGCUGUGCCUGCACAGACCCCUGUGGCCCCUCAUAUGAUACCCCACAACCUCGCUGCACUCCUUGCCUAUACAGAGUGGUUCGUUCAGCGUCUCGUUACGGCGGCGGAUGCGGACCAAGUUCACUCGAAGCACCUUGCCUAUUAUGCCUACGUCGCCCGGCUCCAUAUGCGUGCUGGAUGGGUGUGCGAGACGGAAGCCUUGCGCAUUCCCAGCACCAAGAACUGGGCCUUGGUGGCGAGGCGCACGCUACACAAUGUGCCGGUGUAG
Messenger RNA from Malassezia japonica, 1506 nucleotides. RefSeq names its product tRNA(Ser) (uridine(44)-2'-O)-methyltransferase (gene TRM44). Gene Ontology annotation, biological process: tRNA methylation. Gene Ontology annotation, molecular function: tRNA (uridine) methyltransferase activity. The coding region runs from base 1 to 1506 and encodes 501 amino acids. The record is from RefSeq and is a predicted model, not a curated record. The transcript is spliced from 3 exons. Lineage: Eukaryota; Fungi; Basidiomycota; Malasseziomycetes; Malasseziales; Malasseziaceae.